GAAUUCGCCAUGGAUGGGCUAGUGAACAUUGUUGGAGGGUGCUGUGGGACAACUCCAGCUCACAUCCGGGCAAUAGCAGAAGCAGUCCAAAAAUGUAGACCUAGAAUUCCUCCUCCAUCUGUUUUUGGAGACUUCCUGUUACUGUCAGGUCUUGAACCUUUUAAAGUUGGACCUUAUACCAACUUUGUCAAUAUUGGAGAACGUUGCAAUGUAGCAGGAUCUAGAAAUUUUGCUAAACUUAUAAUGGCAGGUAAUUAUGAGGAAGCCUUGAAUGUAGCAAAAUCACAAGUAAAAAUGGGAGCCCAAAUCCUGGACAUCAACAUGGAUGAUGGAAUGUUAGAUGGCAAGAGUGCUAUGAUCAGAUUCUGCAACCUUGUAGCAACAGAACCAGAUAUUGCCAAGGUUCCAUUGUGCAUUGAUUCUUCCAAUUUCGCUGUGAUUGAAGCGGGGUUGAAGUGCUGCCAGGGCAAAUGUGUUGUAAAUAGCAUCAGUUUGAAGGACGGUGAGGAAAACUUUCUGGAAAAAGCACACAUCAUUAAACGCUUUGGGGCUGCUGUUGUAAUAAUGGCAUUUGAUGAGAAAGGUCAGGCAACUGAGAUUAAAGAUAAAGUGGAAAUAUGUACGAGAGCCUAUGCCCUGCUUGUGAACAGGGUGAAAUUUAAUCCAAAUGAUAUAAUAUUUGAUCCAAAUAUACUGACAAUUGGAACUGGAAUGGAGGAGCAUAGUCUGUAUGCUGAAAACUUUAUCAAGGCUACUUCAAUUAUAAAGAGGAAGUUAUCUGGUGCUAGAAUAAGUGGAGGCCUUUCUAAUUUGUCCUUUUCAUUUCGAGGAAUGGAGAUGAUUCGUGAAGCCAUGCAUAGUGUGUUCCUUUACCAUGCUAUAAAGGCCGGGAUGGAUAUGGGAAUUGUGAAUGCAGGAAAGUUGCCUGUCUAUGAUGACAUAGACAAAGAACUUCUGGAGCUGUGUGAGAAUUUGAUCUGGAACAAAAAUCCUGCAGCUACAGAGAAAUUAUUGCAAUAUGCACAGAAUCAUACCACUGGUGGGAAGAAAAUUAUGCAUACUGAUGAAUGGAGGAAUGGUUCUGUUGAGGAACGGCUUGUACAUGCUCUAAUUAAGGGUGUAGAAAAAUACAUAGUGGAAGAUACAGCAGAAGCAAGAGCCAAUCAAGAAAAGUACCCUCGGCCUUUACAUAUAAUUGAAGGCCCCCUGAUGAAUGGAAUGAAAGUUGUGGGGGAGUUAUUUGGAACAGGAAAAAUGUUUCUUCCACAGGUUGUUAAAUCUGCUCGAGUAAUGAAGAAAGCUGUGAAUUACCUUAUCCCCUUCAUGGAGAAGGAGAGAGAGGAAAGAUUGGCGCAGUCAGGCCAUUCAGAAGAAAUGAGCCCAUAUCAAGGCACUGUUGUUUUAGCUACUGUGAAGGGAGAUGUUCAUGACAUUGGCAAGAACAUUGUUGGUGUGGUAUUGACUUGCAACAACUUCAGAGUGGUUGAUCUGGGAGUGAUGACUCCAUGUGAUAAGAUACUGCGAGCAGCUAUCGAGAAUAAAGCAGAUAUUGUUGGACUAUCAGGUCUCAUAACACCAUCUUUGGAUGAGAUGAUAUAUGUUGCCAAGGAAAUGGAACGGUUGGGUAUGAAAAUACCUUUACUGAUUGGUGGAGCAACAACCUCAAAAACACACACAGCUGUCAAAAUUGCACCAAAGUAUAAUGCACCUGCUAUUCAUGUCCUAGAUGCUUCUAAGAGUGUUGUUGUGUGCUCUCAACUUUUAGAUGAUUACCGUAAGGAUGACUACUUUGAGGAAGUAACUGAAGAAUAUGAAGAGAUUCGACAGGAUUAUUAUGAUACUUUAAUGGAAAGAAAUUAUUUAACAUUAGAGCAAGCCAGAAAUAGAGGGUUCCACAUAGACUGGCUUUCUCAUCCUAAGCCAGUGAAACCAACUUUUAUUGGCACCCAAUCCUUUGCAGAUUAUGAUUUACGGAGAUUGAUGAGCUACAUUGAUUGGAAACCUUUCUUUGAUGUUUGGCAGCUGAAAGGAAAGUACCCGAAUCGUGGGUAUCCCAAAAUCUUUAGAGACAAGACUGUUGGCGAAGAAGCCAAGAAAGUGUUUCAAGAUGCACAGGAUAUGCUGAAUGCCCUAAUUGAAGCAAAGAGAUUGACUGCCAAGGGAAUUAUAGGAUUCUGGCCAGCUCAAAGUGUUGGGGAUGAUAUACAUUUGUUUGCAGAGGAUACUUACCCCCGCACUGGUGAACCAAUAGCUAAGUUUCACGGUUUAAGGCAACAGGUGGACAAGGGCAGCAUUAGCACAGAACAGUACUGCUGCAUCUCGGACUUCAUAGCACCCAGGGAUUCUGGCGUGCCAGAUUAUAUUGGCUUGUUUGCAGUGGCAUGCUUUGGUGCCGAACUCCUGAGCAAGCAAUACCUGGAGAAGAAUGAUGACUACAGCAGCAUAAUGGUUAAAGCCUUGGCAGACAGACUAGUUGAGGCAUUUGCAGAAGAGAUGCACUCAAGAGUCCGCAAGGAAUUUUGGGGAUACUCCCCUGAUGAGAGCCUGGAUAUUGCUGAUAUGCAUAGAAUCAAAUAUGCGGGAAUUCGUCCAGCUCCAGGAUACCCAAGCCAACCCGAUCACACUGAGAAAAUAACGAUGUGGAAUCUGGCCAGUAUUGAGGAAAUUACAGGAAUUGCAUUGACAGAAUCCUUGGCUAUGACUCCAGCAGCUGCAGUCUCAGGCUUUUACUUUUCCAGUCCACAAUCUGUGUAUUUUGCUGUUGGAAAAAUUACAAAGGAACAGGUCCAGGAUUAUGCAGCCAGAAAACAGAUGAAAGUAGAAGACAUUGAGAAAUGGCUGGGACCCAUUUUAGGAUAUGAUACUGACUGAUAGUUAAUACACAUCAUAUUGAGGUGCCUUUAAGUUGGUCUUACGCACAGAAUGUUUAGUCCUGCUGCAUUUUUCUCAUGUUACAAGAAGUAUUUUUCCUUAAAUGUUGUUUAAAUGUCAUCCUAAACUAGCAGUUUGGAACUCAUAAAUUAUCAGCCAUCUCAAAUUCUAUUUCUACUAAAAUGUAUUGAGUUUGUAAGAAUAUUCUCUCACUCUGUCUCUCUCAGCUUCACCUCCUUCAGGUCAUGUUAUUCCCAGAGCCAGUACUUCCAGUUCCUGGCACAAUGUAUACCCAGCUCCCAGGCUACUUUCUCUUAACAAUAUUCAGUAUUAAAGUAACUUGCAAACAAAUAUUUCAAUGAUCACCCAGUUUCUAAUGUUCUCAAUUGGUAGCAGUUGCUAAUUUCAAGCAAUUAGUUCUUUUAAAAAACACCCAGUAAAGGUUAACAAACAGGUUUCAUGGAAAAAAAAAAGUCAGUCUAAAUGCCUAAGUUAAUACGAGAUGAGUGCAACAUUGUAAAACACAUGGUAUCAUCAAAUAGUGGCAUUAAGGAUCUGCUCUUAUUUGUCCUCCCUCACUUUUGAGUAUUAGAACAUUGUGGGGUGGAAGGGAAUGGCAGAGCAGACAAAUUGUUGCUAAUUUAUUGCAUGGCUUGAGGUAAUUAGCUUAAUAUCUUACUGCUUUAUUCUACUUUUUCACAAUCAAGAAAAAUUUAAAAAGUAAAUGCACAUGCACAGCAGCCCAUUACUAAAAUUCUCAUUUUGAACUACAUGUAGAAUGCAAAACCAGUGUUUUGGAUGUAUGUGAAUUAUUUAACCAUGUUUCUAAGUGGCUGAUAUUCCUCAAGUUUUCUUCAGUGAUCAACAAUGUACAUAAUUCUAUAUUACCUGUUCACUAGCUCUUCUGCAAUGUAUGUUCAGUAUCAUUUGCCAAGAAAUUACAUACUUCUGUCACAUUGAUCAUUUAAACAAUGCUCAUGUGUUAAGAAGGAGAAUGACAGGAUACAAGAAAAUGGGGGUGGAACUAGCCAUUUAUCCACUUGAACCUUAGGUCAGACCUGACUCCAUAUUCUUUAAUUACUUUGUCUAACAAAAGGCUAUCACCAUUACUUUUUAAAAAUAAUAAUUAAUCUAUCAGUUGCUGUUGACAGAAGGGUGUUCCAAACUAUCACCCUUCAAAUGUGAAGUGCUUCCUGACGUUACUUGAGGGAUCUGGCUCUUAAUUUUCCAAUUGGUCUCCUCAACACAGGGAAGCACCCUCACAGCAUCCAUCCUGCCAACGUGCCCUCAGGAUCUUUAUAUUUUUGCAGUUGGGAUUUUAUUUUCCACAACUUGCUUCCCAGGUCCUGUAAAACAGAGGCUAAUUAUUCCUCUGCCACUACUGCACUGGCUAUAAUCUUCUGGUUAAACAUAGACAAAAGUAUGAAAACCUUAACCUUCCUGUUCUACUUGGUAAACAAUUACACUCUGCAUUCAUUCACUCAAAAAUGGGAUUAAAGAUAAAAAUUCUAUGCAAAAACAUUAGGGCCAUUGUAUGUAUUGCAGUUUCAGUAUCACCAUUAAAAUGUGAAUGGCAUCUAGUAGUGAGCUAGGCUUACAUUAAGCACUGGUUAAUAGUAUUUUAAUUUAUAAAUAUUACCUCUGUCACUUAUUGUCAUGCUAAAUACAUGCUUAGAUGUUUGGAUCAAGUUCUGGUUAGAGCACUGAAAUGUUUCACUAAGUCCCAGGUAUCAGUUUCUCAUGAAGGUCAAGAGAAUUCUUGAUUCAACUCAGAACACCAUCCAGGCUAACCAUGGAGUCAUUAAAGCAGAUGUCAAUGAAGCUGCCAAUAAACUGAGCUAAAUCUGGCCAUUCAAUAAUUUUUAAUAAUGUUAAGAUGCUGCACAACAUGCCUUCAAUCUCAAACUAAUGUUUUUAAAUAUAUUUUGAAGAGCUCCUUUAAGAUUGCAUUUACUGCAAUUUUGU
Messenger RNA from Rhincodon typus (whale shark), 4836 nucleotides. RefSeq names its product 5-methyltetrahydrofolate-homocysteine methyltransferase (gene mtr). Bases 10 to 2871 code for a protein of 953 amino acids. The transcript is spliced from 23 exons. Gene Ontology annotation, biological process: pteridine-containing compound metabolic process. NCBI's taxonomy places the organism in Eukaryota, Metazoa, Chordata, Chondrichthyes, Orectolobiformes, Rhincodontidae. Gene Ontology annotation, molecular function: cobalamin binding; zinc ion binding; methionine synthase activity. The record is from RefSeq and is a predicted model, not a curated record.